This is a messenger RNA of Oryza sativa Japonica Group (Japanese rice), 522 nucleotides long. Its product is annotated as 9-cis-epoxycarotenoid dioxygenase 1, chloroplastic. Gene Ontology annotation, molecular function: carotenoid dioxygenase activity. The record is from RefSeq and is a predicted model, not a curated record. Gene Ontology annotation, cellular component: chloroplast stroma. Gene Ontology annotation, biological process: carotene catabolic process. Lineage: Eukaryota; Viridiplantae; Streptophyta; Magnoliopsida; Poales; Poaceae.
AUGAGGUGGUUCGACGUGCCGGGCUGCUUCUGCUUCCACAUCUGGAACGCCUGGGACGAACCCGCCGUCGUCAUCGUCUGCUCCUGUAUCACGCCGCCCGACGCGCUCUUGUCCUCCGUGCGCGCCGUCCUGUCCGAGGUCCGGCUCGACCUCCGGACGGGGCGGUACAGCCGGCGCGAGCUCGUGCCAGGGCUCAACCUCGAGGCCGGCACGGUGAACCGGUCGCUGCUCGGCCGCCGCACUCGCUUCACCUACCUCGCCGUCGCCGAGCCGUGGCCGCGGUGCCGCGGCGUGGCCAAGGUGGACCUUGGCACCGGCGAGCUCGCGGCCGUGCACGAGUACGGCGAGGGACGGUUCAGCGGCGAGCCCACGUUCGUGCCGGCGACGUCGGCGACGUCCGGCACCGGCACCGGAGGCAGGGAGGACGACGGGCACGUGGUGGUGAUGGUCCACGACGAGGCGGCGGGCACGGCGGAGCUGGUGGUGCUCGACGCCGGGAAGAUGGAGGUGGCGGCGACGUAG